CUAACCAAAGAAACGCGUGAUUUGUUUUGCGGAGUCUAUUGUGCGACGUUCCGCGGCCAUGGACCAGAUACAGCAGUAUGUAAAGCCUCUGAAGGACUUUGCAAAAGACUCAAUGAGACUCGUGAAACGCUGCACCAAGCCUGACAUGAAAGAGUUUCAGCGUAUUGCCACGGCCACGGCAAUCGGGUUUGCCGUGAUGGGGUUCAUCGGGUUCUUCGUCAAGCUCAUCCACAUCCCAAUCAAUAACCUCAUUGUCGGAUCAUGAACGGACCUACUGCGACCGUUGAUACAUCCGCCCACCCCUUUAAUAAAAAUCAAUUCUGUACAAAUGUAAAUAAUUAUGGUGAUAUUGAAAAAAUUCUUUCAUUCACUCUCUGCCCCUUCAAUGAUUAGUUCCUUCUCACUCCCCUCAUCCUCCUCCUCUUCUGCCCCCUCGUCAGCGAAGAUAAUGUGGGUCGAGGUCUUUGCAGUAGCGGUAGUGUCACAUAGUCUGCGGUAACCAGUGAACUGGUAGUCUAGACCCAACUCUGCCAGCCUCUUCCUCUUCCGUUGCUCUCGGGAUAACAGACGCGUCACCCUCUUCUGCACUUCCGACACCGUUCGAGGCUAGAGGGGGAGAGGGGGACACUAAGAUACAACUAACAUCUGGCCUCAGGUAGUACAAUUGGUACAUCAUUCUCUCAACGUACUCUGUUGUGAGUUCUCUGUGCCUCUCUCAGAGUUUUUUCUCUUGAUGCUACUCUUCUGUCGGGCGUCAACAUCCUUUUCCCCACCUUCUCCGUUCCACACGUGACUCUACAGAGAGCAUCACAAUUACAGAUUGUUAAAAAUGCAAGAAAUUUCCUGCCCUACAAGUGGUUUUUCCUUACAUUUGAGCAGUUUGUUGCACAUGAGGUAGUUGUUC
Messenger RNA from Geodia barretti, 904 nucleotides. NCBI's taxonomy places the organism in Eukaryota, Metazoa, Porifera, Demospongiae, Tetractinellida, Geodiidae. The record is from the annotation of a GenBank genome assembly.